AAAAAAUUUAAUAAAUAAAAAGAAAGAAAGAAAAGAGAAUGAUCAAAAUCCUAGGCUUCUUCCUGGUCAUUGGGACUGUAUCAUCAGUGCCCAGCGAUGUGGAGCUGCUCAAUGGGUACAAUCUGACUCCCCUGGGUGGCUUUUUGCUCUCUCCCGAGGAUGAUACUUUUAUGGAGAGCCAGAGUCUCAUGGGACAUAAAUUGGUGAAGGCUGUAAGGAGCAAAAGAAGUCCCUACAAAGUUUUGGAAUCCCCAGGAUUGAGGAGUCACUUCAGGUUGAGUCAUACAUCCUACAUCCCAGAAGAGCCUCUGGAGGCAUCUUCAAGAUCUAAGGCCAAAGAUCCUCCUCGGAAACGUCGGGAAUUGGAGUCAGAAGCGAUUGAGGACAGUGUUGAGAUGAUCGAUCGAGCUCCGAGAGGGACAUCAGGGGAAAAGACAAAGUCAACGGAAGUAGAAAUGCCUCCGGAUGUUGAGGAGCUUCCUCGGCCGGAGAAGCAGAUCAUGGAGCCUGGGUACUACAGACAGGGACGAAGGCUAUUUGAGGAUGACCUGGAGGAUGAUUCCGUGGCUGAAGCGAGUGCAAUCAAUGAUGGGAUCAAAGCCAGGGCUCCCAGGGUUAAUUUUAUCACUCAGCAGAGGAGUUCUGUGGACAAACCUGAAGCCAGAGAUCAGAAGCUGAGCAUGGCACGUUCUGAGGAAAUCUACAAGAAGCCCUAUGAACCGUAUCCUGAGCCUCGAAUCGUUUCUGACUAUCGAACGAGACUCCUAGAGCCUCCUCCUCUUCAGUACAAGGGUUAUGCAGAUACUUACGACAAGUAUCGGAUGCCUGAUUAUUACGAGCCCUGGAGAAGAAUGCGAUUCUACGAUUCCUAUUCGUCCAGGAAUCUCAUGCCUCCCCCGCCUUAUGCUGCUUACAGUAGCUACCCGGAGCAUCGGUUCGAAAGCCCUCCAACGGCUGUCGAUAUGAGGGGAUACCCUGUCUAUCCUACUCCCUACGUCAAUGAUGUGACCUACGCACCUCCCCUUCCUCGUCCUCCUCAUGUCAGGAACCGCCGCAUCAUCUACUACGCCAAUCUCCCGGAAGUUGUGCGUUCUCCACCAAACGUGGAGCUUCGGUAUCGCUACAACAGUGACUACUAUCCUGCCAUGGAGACGUACAGGAACUUCCGGCACCGGGAAUACUCCAAAGUGGACAAUUCCACUCCCCAGCCUGCGGCAAAGUUGCAGGAGCAGAAGGGUCAGGAUGACGGAAAGAUUGAGUACACGAGGAAUGCAAAUGUCAAGGUGAUAUCUGGUCUGAGGAUCCAGAAUCAUCAGCAGCAGCCACCAGAUUACCGGAAAUACGUCGAUGAGACGAAGAUCAAUGACUUCCCUGUGAGGUACUGAGGCUGGAGAUGCGAAUCUCAAUAAUUUUAAUAAAUUUACUCACAAAGAUUUUCCUAAGGGCUAUUCCCACUCCAAUUCACUGUGCUUGAGAUCGGCAUUUUUGUAAUGCAUUUUGAGAGAAAUAAAGAUUAACUUUUAGACACCAUC
Phlebotomus papatasi is the source of this 1532-nucleotide messenger RNA. RefSeq lists its product as uncharacterized. Lineage: Eukaryota; Metazoa; Arthropoda; Insecta; Diptera; Psychodidae. The transcript has 4 exons. The record is from RefSeq and is a predicted model, not a curated record. Bases 39 to 1385 code for a protein of 448 amino acids.